UCCAGUCGAGCCGUGUGAAGGGGCUGGCGCGGGCUCCUCCAGCUGCCUCUCGUGGGGCUCCCUCCUCGCCGACGCCGCCUCCACACACACACACGCAAAACUGUUCGCCUUUUCCUCGUUCCAUUGGAAAACACACAAAAAUUAUGUGGCGGUGAAGCCGUUCGGUGGAAGUGAUUGGUGAUUCUUGACCCGCUUUGCCGCCCUGCACGGAGCCAUGUAUUGGAUGACCCCCUUGGUGAGCUCCACACAGCUGAGCCCCACGCCCACAGCUCCCACGGUGUCGGCUCCCACGCCCACCCUCCCCCACGCCCACCUGGCCGUGAUGUACUCCCCGGCCGCCUAUCCCGACCAACCCACGCCCUAUCCUCUCCCCACGCUGGGAGGAGAGCAGUCAGCCUUCUACACCCCGACGGCGGCUGGGCUCGAGCUGAAGGACUCCCUAGCCGCGUCGCCCAUGGCACCCACCUGGCCCUAUCCGUCCGUGUACUAUCCCUACGACACGGCCCUCGCCUCCUAUCCCUUUGCUGGGUACGGCGUGGGGCUGGACGCCGCCCGCCGGAAGAACGCCACCAGGGAGGCGACGGCGACGCUGAAGGCGUGGCUCAAUGAGCACAAGAAGAACCCCUACCCGACCAAGGGGGAGAAGAUCAUGCUGGCUAUCAUUACCAAGAUGACGCUCACCCAGGUGUCGACGUGGUUCGCCAACGCCCGCCGGCGGCUAAAGAAGGAGAACAAGAUGACGUGGGAACCCCGCAGUAAGACGGACGACGACGACGACGACGAUGACGAGAAGAUCGAUGAUAAAGACGACAAGGACGACGACGAGAAGAAGGACGACAAAGACAUUCUCUUCAGCGACGGGGACAAGGACAAGAAGGAUGUUGAGGGCGGGAGGUCCAGCGUGGGCGGCACGGGCGCCAGUUCCCCCGGGGUGCCGCCCACGGACGUCGCCCACCCUAAGCCCCGCAUCUGGUCCCUAGCGGAUAUGGCUACAUCGGGUGUGGUGGGCGGCGGCAGCGCUGGCGGCCUGGGGGCGUUGGGCGGCGGGGCGGGCAAGAUGCUGGGCGGCGGGAUGGCGCGUGGGUUGCACCUUGAGGGUUCUCCCUAUUCCCGCCCACUCUUCCCCCACGCCUCCUAUCCCUACAUCCCCCACAGUGUGAGCGAAAGCCUGUUAUCCUACUCGUACACGAAGUCCCUGGCGGCAGGCUUCCCUCCCGUCACCCUCAGCGACGUCACCACCGCCAGCCUCCUAGCCCCAUCCCCCCUCGUCCAUGAUCUAUCCAGACACGACCUGGGACGACCCGAAAUCUCGCGCCCCGAGGCCCUGCGACCGGAUAUAUCCCGCGACCUGCCGCGGCAUGAACUAGCCCGCCCCGAGCCCCACCGGCCGGACCCACGCCCGCUCAUGGACAAGGAUGUGUGAUGCCCGCACCCCGCCCACGCCCACAACUAAGUGUGUUUAAGUGUCAGGACCAUUGCCGAGUGCGGCCCGGUGUGGCCCUGGGCCUCUGAUGAGUGGUGGACCAGAAAGCGGCCCACCUCACCCUUUCCCCCCACAUCAGGACACCCAUAUAUGGACCAGUGCGGCCCGGUCCCACCCUCAAACGGGUGGGGGGACCUUUCCCCACACCCCCCUCUCCCAAGUGAGCGUAGAAAAGGAAGAGGAGGGGAGAGGGGGGAAUAGAUGGUGCCAGUGAGGGAUAGGAGGGAGGAAAUAAGACUCCCCCGUAAUGAAAGGAGAGCGAGGGAGAUGGAAGAGAGCGAGGGAGAUGGAAGAGAGCGAGGGAGAAGGAAGAAAGUGAGGGAGAAGGAAGAGAGUGAGGGAGGACGGCCAGUGGAGAAGAGAAGAGAUCAGCGCCCGCCAUUUGUCUUCGUGUCACAAAGCUAGCCUAGCCAGCCGCUCCUCUUCAUCAGAAGAACAUAAAAACAUAAUCGUCUGUCUUUUGUUUCUCACGGAAGCUAUGAGUGUAUCACCGUAGAUGCCAAAGAUAUUUAAUUUACGAUGUUCCUACGCGUUAUUGUACAAGAUAAUCCUUAUCUCUUGUGUUUGCCCUGGGAGUGUGUGGGCUGUGUUUGCCCUGGGAGUGUGUGUGUGGGCUGUGUUUGCCCUGGGAGUGUGUGGGCUGUGUUUACCCUGGGAGUGUGUGUGUGGGCUGUUUAUCCGGGGAGUGUGAGCGGUGUUUACCCUGGGAGUGUGUGGACUGUAUGCCUGUGUUUACCCUGGGAGAGUGUGGACUGUGUUUACCCUGGGAGUGUGUGUGUGGGCUGUUUAUCCGGGGAGUGUGAGCGGUGUUUACCCUGGGAGUGUGUGGACUGUAUGCCUGUGUUUACCCUGGGAGAGUGUGGACUGUGUUUACCCUGGGAGAGUGUGGACUGUAUGCCUGUGUUUACCCU
This is a messenger RNA of Procambarus clarkii (red swamp crayfish), 2394 nucleotides long. Its product is annotated as iroquois-class homeodomain protein mirror. Gene Ontology annotation, cellular component: nucleus. The record is from RefSeq and is a predicted model, not a curated record. Gene Ontology annotation, molecular function: RNA polymerase II cis-regulatory region sequence-specific DNA binding; DNA-binding transcription factor activity, RNA polymerase II-specific. Gene Ontology annotation, biological process: cell development; regulation of transcription by RNA polymerase II; neuron differentiation. Lineage: Eukaryota; Metazoa; Arthropoda; Malacostraca; Decapoda; Cambaridae.